Anopheles darlingi is the source of this 1152-nucleotide messenger RNA. RefSeq lists its product as uncharacterized. The transcript is spliced from 2 exons. The record is from RefSeq and is a predicted model, not a curated record. Gene Ontology annotation, biological process: DNA integration. NCBI's taxonomy places the organism in Eukaryota, Metazoa, Arthropoda, Insecta, Diptera, Culicidae. Bases 1 to 1152 code for a protein of 383 amino acids. Gene Ontology annotation, molecular function: nucleic acid binding.
AUGCAGGUGAUGACGUUCGGUGCCCGCUGCUCGCCCAGCACCGCUCAAUACGUGAAGAACAUCAACGCCCAGCGGUUCGCAGAAACCCACCCUAAUGCCGUUAAGGCUAUCAUCCACGCACACUAUGUCGACGACAUGCUGGUGAGCGUCGAUCGCGAGGAGGAGGCCAUACAACUAGCCCUGGACGUCGCGCACGUACACCGCGAGGGAGGGUUCGAGAUUCGCGGACUUGAUUACUUUGGCCCAAUCGAAGUAGCCGUGGGAAGGCGAGUGGAAAAGCGGUGGGGCAUGCUGGCUACGUGCCUCACAGUGCGGGCGGUCCAUAUCGAGCUGGUUCACUCGCUGACCACCAGCUCAUGCAUCAUGGGUCUGCGGAAUCUAAUUGCGCGCAGAGGGACCCCGCUCACAAUAUUCUGUGAUCGAGGAACCAACUUCGUCGGUGCGCAGAGGGAACUGCAACGCAACCCGGAGCUGAUCGACCACGUCGAUAUCACAAAAGAGUGCAGUCAACGCGGGAUACGGUGGGAGUUCAACCCGCCACAAGCCUCCCACAUGGGAGGCAGCUGGGAGCGCCUGAUCCGGACGGUGAAGGAGAACAUCGUUGCUGCGAGCUCAGCCAAGCGUUUGAACGACGAAGUGCUGCGCAGCCUGCUGGUCGAGGUCGAGAGCAUUAUGAACGCGCGGCCCCUCACACACGUGCCGGUAGACGACGACUCGGCCCCGGCCCUAACACCGAACCACUUCCUGUUGGGUUCGUCGAAUGGCAUGAAGCAGCCGGGCGAGUUGGACGACAGCGGCAGCCUUCUGCGGCAGAACUGGCGAACAUCACAAGCGUUGGCCAACAGAUUCUGGAGGCGGUGGGUGACCGACUACCUGCCAGAGAUCACACGACGAACAAAGUGGCACCGAUAUAACGAACCCAUCAAGACAGGAGACGUGGUAGUCAUCGUCGAUCCCAGGCUACCCAGAAACUCCUGGCCAAAGGGCGUGGUAGAGCAAGUUUUCGCCAGCAAGCAGGACGGUCAGGUUCGAUCCGCAAGGGUCAGGACGGCGAACAGCACUUACGUACGGCCAGUCACGAAGCUCGCCGUGCUAGACGUGAUACGCCAAGAGUCAGGGGAAGGAGUGAUACGGGAUGCGCCGGGGUGCUAG